AUGGCAUCUAAAAUGAAGGACCGGAAGAGAACUCCCAUAUCCCACAAAGUCAUCGAGAAACGAAGACGGGACCGUAUUAACCGCUGCUUGAACGAGCUAGGGAAAACAGUCCCCAUGGCGCUUGCUAAACAGAACUCUGGAAAACUGGAAAAGGCUGAAAUCCUGGAAAUGACGGUCCAGUACCUCCGAGCGUUACACUCGGCAGAUUUCCCCCGGGGGAGAGAAAAAGGCGAGCUGCUGGCCGAGUUCGCAAAUUACUUCCACUACGGAUACCACGAGUGUAUGAAGAACCUCGUGCACUACCUCACGACCGAGGACCGAGCUGAAACCAAAGACAUCAAGUACGCACGGAUCCUGGCUUUUUUACAGUCCAAGUCCCGAGUAGUCACCGAGCCGGUCUUCGGUUCCGUUGGCCCGCUACCGGAACCGGCGGACUACCUGGGCCAGCUGCACUCGUCCCCGGAGCACCAAAGUCCCAGUCCCGCCGACUCCGUCUACCAGCAGAGUCCCGCGGCGCAUUUCUCUUGGCACACUUCCGCUCGCAGCCCCGCCAUCACGUAUCCGCCGACGGUGCCGCUCAGCGCGCCCGCGCAGCAGCACGGCGGGUACCUGUCACCUGUGCAGGGACUCGACCACCACUACUUCAACUUCAUCGGUCACACGCACGCGAACGCGUUCAGUCUGCACAGUGCGCAACACGCCAUGUAAAAUAAGCCCGCCGCGUCUUGUCGUCUUUAUUUAUAUAUGUAUAUAUGUAUCGUGUGCUGUAAAUAGAUAUGCUGAAUGUGAACGGAAUAAACG
Molecule: messenger RNA, 801 nt
Organism: Lampris incognitus (smalleye Pacific opah)
Lineage: Eukaryota; Metazoa; Chordata; Actinopteri; Lampriformes; Lampridae
Gene: helt
Product: helt bHLH transcription factor
Exons: 4
Coding region: 1-708 (235 amino acids)
Biological process (GO): regulation of neurogenesis; regulation of transcription by RNA polymerase II; anterior/posterior pattern specification
Cellular component (GO): nucleus
Molecular function (GO): protein dimerization activity; RNA polymerase II cis-regulatory region sequence-specific DNA binding; DNA-binding transcription factor activity, RNA polymerase II-specific
Source: RefSeq, a predicted model, not a curated record